Molecule: messenger RNA, 9401 nt
Organism: Bombus pascuorum
Lineage: Eukaryota; Metazoa; Arthropoda; Insecta; Hymenoptera; Apidae
Gene: vn
Product: protein vein
Exons: 5
Coding region: 2413-4260 (615 amino acids)
Biological process (GO): axon guidance; homophilic cell-cell adhesion; dendrite self-avoidance
Cellular component (GO): plasma membrane; axon
Molecular function (GO): cell-cell adhesion mediator activity
Source: RefSeq, a predicted model, not a curated record
CCCGAUUAACGUUACGCGCUCGGAUUAUAGUGCGUCAUGAACAAGUGAAUAUCGAGUGAAAACAUCGCGAUCCUCGUCUCUAUCCUGGCUCCCGUGACGCAAUUUCGCGUUCAACGCAUCACGAGAGUAAAUAACUAAGACGGAGAUUCGUGAUAGCAAUCAGAAUUACGCGAAUGUAUAACCUAACCAAAAAAAAAGAGGGCGGUCGCGUAACAAAGAGGACAUUUAUGUUUGGUACUCACGAUUGGAGACAGAUGAAGUUGGAUGGAAGAGUGAAGGUGCGAGAGAGACACAUGGUGAUUGUGUGUGUGCAGUCAGGAAGGAGACGCGAGAGAGAGAAGAAAGAGAAGGAUCACGCGUGCGGUUCCUCGGUUGUUAGGUCGUCGUUACACAGGUUCUUAAAGGUCCCGUGGUCUGGCGUCUGGCUGUGUGUAGAGUGGAGUGUAGCGAGCGCGGGGUUCUCGGUGUCGCCGCUUCGGUCGGUGCGCGCGCAGAGCCUCGACCGGCGUCCGCCAGGAGUCGCUGGCGCUGUGGCCGGCCUCGGGCUGCGCGAGCGGGCCGUUCAGUCUAAUUUGAACCGUCGCGCGCGCCCGACGCGGGGCCACCGACAAUCCCUUCUCCGCCUCGACGUGACACGAGGCUCCUCGUGCAUGCCGCGUGCAACACACGCGCCGAUCCCCCGCACGAUAUUAACCGAACGCGUGCCCGCCAUCCAGCACAACCGACAGAAGCAUCGUUGCCAUCGUAGAAUCGGUGUCGAAGUUGAACCGUGUACUACGAUCGUCUCCUCGGUCGCUCCUCCUCGCGAUUCCGACGACCACGCUCGUUGCUCCGUUCACCGUCUGCCGAGAAUUUUCGCUCGCAAACCAGCGUUUCGUGUUUCGCUCGUUCUCAUUCUUACGUUACUCGCGAUUCGUUGACGUGUGCGAUCGUUGUCGUCGUCGUCGACGACGUUAGUGCCGCGAUCAUCGCGAAACGUCGACAAGUCUGGACGGCAACGGGGAGGAGGAGGCGGAAGAAUCGUGUGGUAAAACUGAACAGUGAAGUGCGUCGCGCAAGGGCUAGACUUCGACGGUCGACACUACCAACCGCGCGAGAGUCUCGUGAGUAUAUUUAAAUAGUGUGUCCCUCUGGCUGGUCAGAGGAAGCCGACAGUUUCUUGGUCUUCUUCUUCGUCGUCGUCGUCGUCGUCGUCGUCGUCGUUGUCGUCGUCGUCGUAGUCGUCGUCGUCGUCGUCGUCGUCGUCGUCGUCGUCGUCGUCUUCUUCUUCUGCUUCGUCCUCUUCUUCUUCUUCUUCUUCUUAUUCCGCUCCUUCCUACGUCGUGUGUCAUCAUCCUCGGCUUUUCCUCGUUCGGAGUGCAACGUGAUACGACGAGAGACCGAGCCACGAGAUCGGGGGUGGCGCGAAAUUCUUUAUCGAUUCUCGACAAUUUAUUUCGAAAUACGGAAAGUGUGCCGCUGGGAGAGUGCUCCAAAAAACCAAAAUCAAGUACGGUCGAUCGAAGUAUUUCGGAUGACUUGGAUCGAAUCGAUUCGACGACAAUGAAGGAGUAGUCGAUUCAACGUGUACGCACAGGAUACAACGAUCGUCGAUUCGGAGAACCAAGUCUCUCGAUCGAUCCGAAAAAGGUUUGAAAUCCAACGAAAAAGUCGUAGAAGUAUUCUAUUAUUUUCAAUAUAGAAGUGUCGCGUAUAUAAACAAAACUAUUUACAACGCAGGCACGACAUUAAGAAAGGACGACGGCGCCUGUUACGGAUACGAGGAAUCGCGAGCAGGAUGUUAUUCUCGAUCGAUCGACAGGAUGAUCGCGAGUUUUGAACUGUACUUCUCGAUGCGGUUUAGAGGGAGUACAAUCGCAGUAGCCGGCGGUCGUGAUCGUUUGCGAUAAUCACGAAUAGACGCAGUACGAUUUCGUACCGCGGUGUUCCUGUCGCAUCCAUCCCGAGGCAUCAAGGAUGAAGAGGACGGUACUAGGCUGGACGAAGAGCAGACAGCUGAGAAUCUGUCCGAUGGAAGUCCCGAUGUUUUGCUGCUGCCGGUGGUACAACACCUCGUGAACGAGCGAUUCUCAUUAUUCGACGACAGUCGUCUACGGAAGGAAGGAGACCUUGGUAGACGAAGGGGUCGCGAAGACAGCAGUUUCCGAGCGAAUGAGGCUUCGCUGAAGAUUAAACGCGAGCGAGAGACAGGAGGAGAGGGACGCGAUAUCGAUAGCGAAAGAGAUCUUCUCGCGAGAUUUUUAGGCGAAUUCGCGAACAAAGAGAGAGAAGAGAAAGCACCAGAGAGAAAGAGACAGAGAGAGAGGGGGGGAGAGAGAGUGUGUGUGAGAGAGAGAGAGAGAGUGGUGUGUGCUGCGUUCGGGGUGACCGAGGUGUCGACCUCACCCCCGAUUAAACCAGCAAGCAGGUCGGAUGAUGUGGGCGUCUCUGUUUUUGGCCGGGAUCUUAAGCGGCUGGUGGGGCGCACUGGCGCUCGCUGCGGCACCCCCCGCCAAUUGGAACUCCCUCGAGGAGACGUCGACGAGGACCACCAGCGACUAUCCACCAUCGAUGAGCAUCGCCGCCGUUGAAAAGCCCCUCGAUUACCGUUUACCAACUUGGAACUUCGUUACGCGAACUAUCGAUAUACGCGAGCAUCGAACAGCCGACCAGACCCUCGCCCAACCUACGCGAGAUUACAAAUUACCGGUUGACGACGACGUUGAACCAACGUCGCGGCUUAACCAACGAUCCGAACAACUUCGGAAGGAACAGCAAGGGAGAAGAUUCGCCUCGAACUUGCAACUCGCCACCGAGAAUGAUAAACGGUUCGUUGCAUCGGAUUCGUGGAUGUACCAGGAGAUCGGUGACGAGGGUCCAUCGUCGACGAUCGAGCAAGCUUCUGGCAGCUAUCGAACUCCGACUUUCCCGGUGGGAAACCUUCGUUCCCAAGAUGCUUCGAAGAGAUACACGACUCAGGAAGAGUUCGACGACUCGAUACGCGACGUGUUCGUAUCAUCGUCGAAGCGGGUCAACCGUCGUCUAGAUGACGAGACAGCGAACGUUUAUCCAAAGAUGGAGGAGACCGGAUUGACCCAGCUACCUCGUCACUCGUCCACGCAAACACCGAUUUUGCGUUCGUCCGGGACCGAAUCGUCGAUGGAGAGGCCGCGUGUCAUCAGAUCGACCAAGCAACGACCAAAGAACCGUACGAAAGCGGACUCGCCGAGAGAACAGCGACGAAGAUGCCGAAACAAGGGUUGCCGUGGUCAGAACUGGUGUCCCGACGUGGACGUUGGGAACAGGGCUUAUCUAGCGCCAACGGUGUUCGAGGGAAAAGCGAGAAGCAUGUCCUCCGUGAGGAAACCAGGCUCGAACUACGCGGUGACGUUCGAGGUGAAGCAAGUAUACAAAAGCCAGCCCGGUUUCCAGCCGUUGCAAAAGAACGACAGCGUCAGGCUGCACUUUCGAGACAAAUCGGCGCCCGGCAAGUCGACGGUCUGUGGCUACGACAACGAUGGGAAGCAGCAGCAGCAGCAGCAGCAACAACAACAACAACAACAACAACAGCAACGCGAUAAUCAGAGUGGUGUGGUGCGAGCCAAUAUUAAGAGGGGUAAAGUGUAUCUAGUGUUUGUGAAUCGCGUGGGACCCAGAAACUUCACGAUCCUCGGUGAGCCGGUGAUACGAAGCAAGAAGAACGAACAGGCGGUGCAGGCUGUCAUUCGACCGGAUUACGUGAGGGAGGUUACGUUGUCCGAACUCAGGGACUCGAUAGCGAGGUUACGGGAGAGAGUGAAGCUCGUAUGCCGAACGAGGGGUUCUCCACCCCCAAGGGUGCACUGGCUGAAAGACGGUAUACCGCUGCACCCUCGAAGAGGCCUCAGGAUUCAACACAAACGGCGGAGAUCGAAAGUGGUGAUAUCGUCCGCGAAACCCGAGGACAGCGGCAGAUACGAGUGCGUAGCAGAGAGUACUUCCGGUCAUCGAGCCUCACUCGCGGCCCAGCUUCUAGUCGCUCACGAUACGAGAGUUUCGGAAACCACGACAGCGGCCUGGCCGAGGCAGGAGCAGCCGUGUCCGAUAGCUGGAGACUUCUGCAUGAACGGUGGUACCUGCCUGUUUUUCGAGACCGUCGGUGAACCAGCAUGCAGAUGCGCGGAAGGCUUCACGGGUCUGCGGUGCGAGACGAAGGACGUCAUCAGCACCGGAAGUGUGUACAACCGGCGUAGGGCGCCGUUUUCCUGCAAGCUGGGACUAUCGACCUCGUACUACUGCUAGCGAUAAUCGCGCGGGGCCCUUCCAUUCCGAGUAGACCCUUUUCUAACAUUGAACUCGGUGUACUCGGUAUAGUCGGUCGAAACAGCCUUUCGAGCCCACGAGAAGAAUGUCGUGAGAGGGCCAACGCGCGACCAAAAUAACAAACGUGGAGGCGAUUGUAAUAACGCGAUCGAUCUCGAGAUCGAGCGAAAUAUAUCUGCGAACGGAAACGCAGCGAAAUACACGGCGAGAACAUUGAGCAGGGGAAUAGGAAAAAAAAAAGAAAAAAAGAAAAUCAAACACGGGAGCGAAUCUACGUGCGGAUUUUUCGGGAACCGUUGUUGUCGGGCAUUAGAACGAGUCCUCUGUAUUGUAGGAACGGGUUCCAAAAUCAAUUUUUGGCACCGGGCAUUCGUACCUUCUUCUUUCUCUUCUUCUGUUUCUACAUCACCUCGACGAGUUUCUUCUAUUUUGCUCUAUUUCCUCCCUCGAUUCUUCCUCUUCUACUUCUACCGCCGUUACUAUUGUUACUUCUCUAUUAGAAAAUGUCGCGUUACGAGACGUGCCUCGCGUCUCUAUCGAAAUUCUAUUCGCGAGAAGAAAAGAAACGAACGGGAGAGCAUGUACGUUCUCGUACGUUUGAGUGUGCGUGUGUCUGUGUGUCCGUGUGUACGCGCGCGUGUGAAAGGAAAACGGAGAGACAGAGGUGAACGUACCAGAGGGUGUGCAAGGGAAAGAGUUAUGGCGGAUUCUCGCCUGUCCCGAACCCCUUCAGUUUCAUAUCGGGAAGGCAGAAGAGAGCGUUCGAGUGACGCUCGUGAUUCAGAAGUGGUGCUUGACCUCGAAAGAUCGCGAACCACCGAUGGAGAACGUAAAAAGGAAGGGAUGCAGUCAGAAGAGCAUUCGAAGGUCGCACUUUUCGGAGUCUCUACGGGAGAACAAUACCAAAGAGCCCAGGGUCUCGAUGAAGGACGUCGUGAGAACGGUUGAAACGCUCGGAGAUCGUCUUGGUCGAUACGUCUACGUAAAAGUAUACGAAAAAGAAAAAAAAACGAGUGUGCAACGCGCGUAGAGAAAGGAGGUUAGGUUUCGAAAGGUUACCUGUCGUGCAGGUAUCCAUCUUCAGCGACGGGAUUAACGCAAUCUCGAAACGCGUCUAAAUAUUUGACAGCCUCGAGUCUUGCCGUCUCGAAUUGUUCCAGAUCAAAGACGGUAGACGCGAUUCGAGAUUUCGCGACGAUCGGUUCGUUGAGAAAUUUCGUGAACCAAGUACCGCACGCUUAACGUCCGUUGCUACUCGUCCUCGGUGACUUCUCUUUCGCGACGAUGGAAGGGAGCAUCGUCGUAUUCGUCAUCGUCGUAGUCAUCGUCGUCGUCGUCGUCGUCGUCGUCGUCGUCGUCGUCGUCGUCGUCGUCUUCGUCGUCUUCGUCGUCGUCGUCGUUGUUGUCGUUGUUGGAAAAUGUAGGCCACACCGGUGAAGCGUAAAGUUGCGAGUGAGGAAGCAAAGAGGUUGGUCGCGAAAACUGGCCUAACGACGCAACACCAGAAACGAGAACCUCGGGCAGGCGAUAUAUAGUUGGACGUCUGGCCGAAAAUUUCUUCGUAUUUUUACGCGACCAUCGGCACAAUUCGAGAACGCUUCGCGUAGAUCGAUUGUGUCGCGCGACCAGAAUAAAUAUCGUAAUUCAUUGGUCGCCGGCGAAAUUAUCAUCGACGCGUGGUGGUCGUCGUCUCGCUUUUUCGCUUUCGACUCUGUUCCUUUCUUCGCGACGUGGUCGCGUUUUUCCCCAGAAUUUUCCAACAACGAUUGAUAAGGGCCGUAACUUCUUUACGUAUGUAAAAAUAUCACCGAGAGAAACGAGAACAUUAGCCACUCGAGCCAAUCGGUAGAGAAACCAAGGGAGAAAAAGAGAGAGACCACUAGGCAAAAACGAUUUUAUGUAAAAUAUGAUAAUGUAAUACGCGCUAGGCUAGUUAAAGCAGAGACUUAAGGUAGUUAAUGAAAAUAGAGAGCGAGAGAAAAAUGAUAGUAGAGAAAUGGAGAGAGAAUGGGUGCGUUGGUCGAGAACUUUCCGAACGAGACGAUUGAAUUGGGUCGAGUAAUUCAAGGCAAACUCAAAGUUUCGAAAUUUAUCGAUUUUUCGAAAGAUCGUUCGACACGUCUUUGACGAUUUUUAGUUUUCGCAUCGGAACGAGACUUUCUUUGCUACACGGUGUGGUACUUUUUUUUCUCCCUCUUAAAACACGCGUCUUUUCCGACAGCUACCAGAAAGAAAGUGGAACGAUGAUAUUUUGGGCGGACACGAUGGCGAAUCGAUCUCUUCCGGAAUUCUCGACGUUACGGCUUCGCGAGAUCGUAAAGAAAAAUGGAAGGGAGGGGGCGUUUAGGAUAUGCGCUGUGCUCCCCAGCAGUCUCGGGACCCUAUUUAUGUUUUAUAUUAUAUUAUAUAUAUAUAUAUAUAUUAUAUAUAUAAAUAUGUGUAUAAACAUUUUUAAUUUAUUUAUUUAAUUCAUUAAUUUUAUUGAUUUACGAUUAAACGUCAUCUCCAUCUCGGUAACCGCCUUUGUUUUUAAUCUUACGUUGACCUUUUCGUUACUUUUCUUUCUUUCUUUUAUUCAGAGUUUCUCACGGAUUAAAACGUUGCGUUUCCUUGAUUUUUCCGUUAAACGCCAGCAGGUAGGUGUACGUAUUUUCUUUUGUUACCAUCGAUUUCGCCUCGUUUGCGCAGCGAACUCGCAACAAGCUAAAUGGACGACGAUCGCACCGAUUAAGUCCCAAGAUCUCCAAGUUUUCGACAAUGGCGUUGAAUCUCGUUGCGAGACAAAAGGAAGGUAAAUGCACCGGCACGCGGAACGACUGAUUCGAAACAAAAGAUUCUUCCCGUAGAAAGUUGAUAGACGAAGUCAGGCCGUGGCACGAGAGGGAGUCGCGAUGCGACGAAAGAACCCUCGAAGAAAGCCAAUAGAAAAUUUUCAUAGCUAGCAAACAGUUUCUCGUCUGCCGCCUUUAGUCUCUUAUUGCAUUCCAGCGAGUCGUUUCGAGACGAGUCACUUUUCUUCCCUCGUGAAAAUAGCUUUCCGCUUGUUUCCGACCAAGGACGAGAAACGAUAAACAACGUCCGAGCUGAAACGCGACGUUGCGUUUUCAUUUAGAAAUCGUCAAAGAACCGUGCUACAAUCAGAAGGACCGAUCCGAUGCGCGAGGACAACGCGCGGUGAAAAGCAGAAAGGUACGAAAAACAGAGAAAAACGAAACAAUUCGCUGGAAAGCGUCGUUUCGCGUGCGUGUUAACACGAUUGCGCGAAAAGAUCCGUCGUAAAAGAAGCAACGUCCAUAAAACACGAACUACGCAACCACGUCGAUUCUCGUAACCGCUUCACUUAAUCGAACUUGCUGCUUUGAACGUAACUUUCCUACGGAAAGAUUGCAAGAUCACUGGCUACACCAUAGAAGAUUGAAAACGGCGUUACGCUCGGUAUCGGAAUACGGUGAUACCGCGUGAUAUUGCAUUUCGCGCUGUAUGGAUCGAACAACGAAAAGUUUCCGCGUGAUCAACGCCUAGUCGAAUCGAGCUGAGGCGAACCGAGCCAACCUGUUACUUCGGGAAAAUUCGUUUAAAAGUGCGAUAAUUCAUGAAUAAGUUGGCCAAGCCGACGGACUAUAAAUUAAUGUACAACGUCGCUCUGGCAGACGCUCGAAAAUAGAAAUGAUUUACUGGAUUACCCCUUGUGAAAUAUAAUCAAGCACUCGCCGCAAUAGGGAUCGUUUUAAAUUUAAUAUGAAUCUCGGUUAAAGGAAGCUUCCUGCUUAAAGGAAAUAAUCGCAUUUAACCGAUUCGGAUUAUUUUAAUGGGCGAUAAAUUUAAUUCAUUCGUUGGAAGAGAAUGCAGCUCGGGACGAGCUUAAGUUCGCGCCGCGCCUCGCAUGCGAUUACCGAAAUAGAAAUACGAAUCGAACCGCGGUUGGUUCUGGGAUAUUUGCUAACCGCGAUUCGCGUCGUCCCGGUUCAAGACGUGGAAAGAAAAAAACAUGGCCAGAGAAUCUGUCUUUUCUUCGCUGCACGGAGAACUUUCCACGCGAAAAUCAGCCCCCAAAGUAAAUCGGCCGUGGUUAGCUUUUAUUUUCCCAAGCGAUUUUUAUCGUCUGCUUUAUUUCUGGCGAAACUUAUUUUUCUCGCGUUUCUUCGACGACGAUGAGGCUCGCCGCUCUGCUGUUGACGGUGCCGAUUUUCGCGAAAAAAGCGACCAACGCUCGCCGAGUGAAGUAAAACGUAUGAAUAUCUACCGCCCGAGAUGUAUUAAACCUGUCUUGUGCAUGUACCGAAAGAGAAAUUGCUUCUGGCGCGACCGCCAGCCCUUGCCUGGAAAUUCAUUCGAUUUUCAUGAUUGCCGCACGCUGACGUUUCCUCGCUGCUUUUUCGUCAGGAACAAAGGUCAAGAAACGCGACAAGUGUUUCGCCGCCAAAGAACCAGCCGCUGCUUGUCGUUCACGAUCGGUCCGGAAAAAUUCAAGCACGGUUCAAGGAUGAACUUUAACAAACGCUGUCGUGCCGGACAACGCGGUGAUUAAUCGCGAUGCUAAUUAUCGAGAAGGGAUCCAUCACGCGGUGCGGUGGGAAAAUAAUGAAUCGGUAAACUCGAGAGAAAACAAAACAACGCGCAUUCCCGGGAAAUAGAAGACUGCGAAGACCGCUCGUUAAUUACCGCCCGGAGAUCACUCUUUCCCCGGUGACUACUUCGUCGUACGCGAUGUUACGAUUCCCAAUAGUGAACCAGAACCGCUAUUAUUAUACGUUAAAAACCGAACCGCACAGAACCGGUCUAUCUUUAUUUGCAAAACGUCGUGAUCAAGCCAAAAUUCAUACGUCAACGUCCUGUCCUUCCCAAGGGAUAUCGCGCGUUGACGUUCUCCUGCCAUCGGGAGCUGAGUACGUGAUUUCCAAACGGACUGUCCAGAGAACGCGAUCGCGCAUCCAGGCACGAACACGCUGUUGAUCUACGUAUGCGUUUAAUUGGGAUCUUUCGAAGUGUGUAAACGUGAUGAUCAUCGUAAUGCACAGGAUCCUGGAAACUAUAGACGUAAGCACAUCGAGAAAGAACGAGAUAUCGCGAUAGACAAAUAAAAGAAAUUCGUUUCUCCUCGGUCUUGCGAAAGUGCACUA